Molecule: messenger RNA, 2898 nt
Organism: Mya arenaria
Lineage: Eukaryota; Metazoa; Mollusca; Bivalvia; Myida; Myidae
Product: neuropeptide CCHamide-1 receptor-like
Exons: 2
Coding region: 204-1388 (394 amino acids)
Biological process (GO): G protein-coupled receptor signaling pathway
Cellular component (GO): membrane
Molecular function (GO): G protein-coupled peptide receptor activity
Source: RefSeq, a predicted model, not a curated record
CUCUGAAACGCGUUCAUCAUUGUAGAAAGUUUCUUGGUUGUGGUGGUUUACCAAUUGUUUGUUUUGGAAUAUUAUACAUUAAUGCUGAAAGAGAAACUAUUACCGUACGUUUGGGACAAAUGGUUUUGUGUCCGGUAUAUUUCUGAGGACCGGGCUACAUAGUCCACGUUAAUUAAGCUGGAACAGCCGGACAAUCUUAUACGAUGUCUUCAGAAACAUUAUCUCAAGUCAACGGGACUUUUUUGUCUGGAUCAUUCAACUCGACAGAGGACGUUGUGAAUAAUACGAUUACUGUUGAUGUUUACGAGGAGCCACACCAGAACUUGGAAGUUUUCCUGGUGCCUAUUCUCUUCGCUAUAAUAUUCCUUUUUGGCGUCGUGGGAAACAUCACUUUGAUCUUUACGGUGUUGAAAACCAAAUCUUUGCGGAAUACUCCAAACAUUUUUGUCGUCAGUUUAUCAGUUGGUGAUUUAUUGUUGUUAUUGUGUUCAGUGCCGUUUUCCGCAACGCUUUUCACGUGUUUUUCGUGGCCUUUUGGGAUAUUUCUAUGUAAAUUAAACGAAUACAUGCAAACAUUUUCUCUUGGUGUCUCGGUAUUUACAUUAACCGCACUUAGUGGCGACCGGUAUAUUGCCAUUGCUCACCCCAUGAGCAAACACACGGGAAAACCUACGCUUAUAACAGUGGUAACUGUGAUUGGAAUUUGGAUUCUUGCCGCCGCUCUCGCAAUACCGGAGGCAGUAACAUCAAACGUUCUAUAUUUUGAAGGAGGAGCCCCCAUGGACAGUGGCAACACCACAAUUGUACCAGUUACUAUUGCGAUUUGUGAAAUAUAUCCGGAGAAUAGCUUGCCAGUGUGGUAUAAUAAGGCACACUCUAUGUUUAGAUUCAUGGUGUUCUUUGGAAUACCUCUCUUCGUCAUCGCAAUAUUCUACGCCAUGAUGUCAAGAAUCCUAAUAAUCAGCAGUAAGGCAUUGCCCUGUGAAUCCGUGAAAGGGUCAGCGAUGAAUCAACAACAGAAAAGACAGAUUCAAGCGCGUUUGAAGGUGGCCAAAGUAGUUCUUUCAUUCGUUGUUAUCUUUGUUGUUUGCUGGCUACCACGGCACAUCUCUAUCUUAGCUGGCCACUUCGCCAACCCGGAGUACAACAUGUUUUGGCAUGUUCUUAAAAUAACAUCAUUUUGCCUAACUUAUAUAUACUCAUGCGUGAAUCCAUACGCACUCUACGUUCUUAGCAGCAAGUUUAGGAAGUAUUACAACCGCUAUUUGUUCUUUUGCUGUCGUAAGAGCUCUUAUCCAGGUUUAGCGGUAGAGGAAUAUUCGACCUCGUGCACUUGUAACAGCACUAUGCGCCGGGGAAGCACGACUUAUACGGGCGUGGUGCAUUAACAGGCCCUGUGUUAAGGCUGAAUUGUUUGUUUAGUGUGUAAAACUAUAUCAACAGCACACUGCACUACGUUAAUACAUUGAUACAAAAACUUACAACAAAAGGCACAAGUCUUUGUCAAAAUAAUAAAACAGCCCGCUUGUAUGUGUUAAUGUACAUUCGUUAUCUAGUUAUGUUGCUUGGAAAACUGAAGGAAUGUACUUGCCUGGCAAAAAAACAAUAGCGGAAUGAGGGCACUGGUACGCAGUUAUUUGUCUUGUGUAAUUGUUACAUCAAGCAAAAUGAAACUCAAGUAGUGCUAAUCAACAUCGUAUCAUAACGUUCAUGUUCCAGAACAACUUGUUAAUAAGAGUCGUUUAAUCUCAAAUCUUCUCCAGAAUGCACCAUGCUCGUACAAGUCGCCACAUAGUUUAUUUAUUAUAGGUACGUAAAUGUCGAAACAUAAAGACAAUGAUCAUACUCGAGAUGAAAUAUAUCAGUGUUUUGAAAGUCGACUAUGUGUAUAUAUAGAUAAUUAAAAAAAUACAAUGAAAGUAUUGAAAGGACGCGAUUCAAUAAGCGGAUCUUCCUAGUAAUGCAAGUUAUUCAAAGCCAUUGAAACCGCGAAAAAAGUAUGCUGAAGGAAGUGAUGCUUAAUUUAUUUUGAUCUUAAUUGUUACAAAAGAAAACCUAUGUUAUUGUAACUUAUUGUGUUAAUGUGGUAUGCUAUUGUAACUUAUUGUGUUAAUGUGGUAUGCUAUUGUAACUUAUUGUGUUAAUGUGGUCAAUUUGGUAGAUAUUGUAUGGACUGUAGAAAUAUAUAAAAACAUAUAAUUAUUAUAUCCCUUUUCUUGGACACCGUUUUUAGCAUGUGGUGUCUAUUAUGAGUGUGGAGAUGUGUUGUUAUCAAUCAGUUAUAUAAUUAUGGUAUAUACCUUUUCUCUCAUUCUGUGUUUAGCCGGAAUUUUCACCACGUCGUUUUAUAUUUCAUUCGUGCAUACUUGUUUGGUUUGCGGUCAUUAUGCCAAACAAGUGGGUUUUCUCCGGGUUCUCUUGUUUUACCCACAGGACAAGACAAUAUAUUUGCGUAACAUCGUGUCAACGAGAGUGAUUAAUAUUGUGUUGUCAUAAGUUGUUUCACAUCGUUUAAAAAUAAACUAGUUAAAACUAAAUUUCCUCAUAGUUUGAAUCCCUUACGCGUUUUUUUUUUAAUCGGAGGCAAAACUUAAUGGUGUAUUAUUUGGCAACAGACUGUACUGUCAUGAAGGACUGUUAUGUACAAGAGUGUCUGUUCCGUGCUUGUUAAUGCGUUGUCUUUCACUUUCAAUUUAAUGCUGUUAUCUUGUAGCUUACUUGCUAAAGUUGAUUACAUUUAGGAACAAAUAUGUGUGUCUAACUACAUUAUUCGUUCGAACUGACACGUAUCUUGUUUCGUAUUGUAUAUACUGAUCUACUAUAUUGAAUAUUUUAUUUCUUAUAGCCAUAACAUGUCAUGCAGAAGCAUUAUAUGUAUCCAUUUUUAAAUUAAUAAAA